AUGCCUGCACCGCUGCCGGUCGUGUCCGGCCACAGGGACGAGGACGAGGAGGCGGAAUGCCCGGUCUGCCUCGAACCGCUCAGCUUCAGCUUCAGGCUCCCUGGCGAGAAACCACAUAUAGUACCCGAAUGUGGGCACGCGCUUCACGAGGCGUGCUUUACAGCAGUCUAUGGACCCCCGCCCGGCCAACGCGCCAUCCGAAAAGCCAACCUCGGCGUAUGUGGCGUAUGCCGAAGGACCAUGAAAGUCGGUGAUGGAGACGGUGGAAAAUCCAACAAACUCGCGGCGCUCACCGGCAUGGGCGAUCGCAACACCUCGCUCUACCCAGGCCGCGAGACGCCCGGCUCCAUGCGCGGCGGCGCGCGGCGGAACGGCCAGCCCGCGCCCGCGCCCUACGACCCCACGCAAGACGAUCCGCUCGACCACCACGCGGGCUCUGUCAAGACCGCGAGCUCCGCCGAGCACGCGCACUACGUCGUCGCGCCCUCGAUCCAGGUCCGGCCCGAAUUCGCGUCCAUCACGCGCGCCACCGACCAGGCCACGCAGCCGCUCACCUGCAUCGUCGUCGUCGAGCUCCCCGGCCGCCGCCGCCCGGGCGCGGUGCCGGGUCCCGCGCCGCAGGACGGCAGCCCGAUGAGCCCCCAGCAGCAGUCGCAGGCGCUCGUGCAGUCCCCGCACCAGUCGCAAUACAGCGACGCGGGCGAGACCGCGCUCUACUCCCCCGGAGGCGGCACGGCGAGCAGCAUCAUCUACUCGGACGAGGACUCCCCCUUCGCGGCGAUCACCGACGACCUCCGCGCGCGGAUCGUCGACUGGAAGGGCCACUCGCCGGAGGGGCUCGGCCCGCUGCAGAUGUACGACCUGCUCUCCGUACGGCGCGACGCGCUCGUGCGCGAGUUCUACGUCUACCUCUUCAAGGAGGCCAUCAUCUGCGUCUCGGAGGAGAAGAAGCGCUCGCUCGGGCGCUUCCUCACUGGCGUCGCCGAGGGCGGUGCGCCCGCGCCCGCGAGCGCCACCCGCGGCGUGCUCCGGCUCAAGGGCCGCAUCUUCAUCCGCCACAUCCGGCGCGUCACGGACACAAGCGUAGCGGGCGAGCUGAGCUUGACGAUCGACAUGGAGGACGAGCGGCUGGACUCGUUCAUCCUCGUCUUCCGCGACCGCUCCUCGCUCGAGACGUGGAAAGCACACAUCCAGGAGCUCGUCGCGCUCUUCCACCGCGAGCAGCAGCAACAGCUCCCGCCGGCGCCGCAGCCGCAGCCGCCGUAUCCGGGCCAGCAGCCGGACCUGGAGGAGUUCGGCGGGAGCGCCAAGGCGGCGCGCAUGCUCUCCGGGAGCACGGCGACGACGGUGAGCACGGUCGACAGCCUGCUCAAGGGCGGCUCGCAGCGCUCGACCAUGUCUUCGUCUACGUCCCACGGCUCUGGCUCAUCAUCCCACGCCCCGCACGCGGCUUCUUCACAGGCGCAAGGGCCGUACGGCGCUACCAAGCUCGCCGCGCUCGCGGAGGACGAGGAACUCGGCGCGGGCGCGUACGACGACGGACACGCCGCGCUCGUCACGCCCCACCUCAGCGCCGGCCCGAGCAACUCGCUCACCCCGCUACAGCACCCGCAUCUGGACCUCAUCCUCGUCGUCUCCCUCCCUCCGCCGAGCGCCGUCCCGAGCACGGCCGCGCUCAAGGUGCGCGUCAUCAAGGCCACGCUCGACUUUAUCAUCGCCAGCCUGGGCGCGAAGGACCGUCUGAGUUUGGUCACGUUCGAGGUCGGCGUCGGCGGCAGGGUGCGCAAGACGCCGUUCUUGUGCGUGGGCAGGACGCAGAGCCGGGCGAGGCUGAGCAAGUUUGUGGACGAGAUCGGGAUGCGAUGGGAAGAGGGUCAGGGCGAGGACGAGUUUUUGGUGCGAGGGUCGAAGGAUGAGAAGACGGAUGUGGUGACCGCGGUCAAUCACGGCCUUGACGUCGUGCUGCAGCGCAAGGCGCGCAACCCAGUGUCGGGCAUGAUCCUGAUCAGCGACGCGGCAGAAACGACCCGCCGGGCGCAGAUGGACCUCGUCCUCGCUCGAGCGGAGGCGGCGAACGUGCCCAUCCACUCGCUCGGUUACGGUCGCUCGCACGACCCGGCCUCGCUCUGGCUGAUGUCGAACCACACGAGCGGGACGUACACGUUCGUGCGGGAUUGGUACGACCUCAGGGAUUGUGUCGCGGGCUGCGUCGGCGGGAUGAUGUCGAUGGGCAUCACCAACAUGAAACUCCACUUCAAGAUCGUGGACGGGAACCGGUUCCAGAUUCGCAAGGUUUCCGGCGGGCCGCAGGCGAUCGUGAGCUCGGACGGGAAGCACGUCGACAUCGACGUGGGCGAGCUCCGCUACGGCGAGCGAAAGGAGAUCCUCGUCGAACUCGAGCUCGACAACUCGGAGCUCAUCCGCCCUCAGUACGGCGGCGGCGGCGGCGGCCAUGGCGGCGCGCGGCACCUGAACGCGACGGACGAGUUCGUGGCGCGGAUGGGGCUCGACGCGCUCGCGAUCGGCGCGGAUGCGGCCGACCUUGCGGACGCGACGAUGGACCGGAUGAUCGACGAGGUGCCGGUGUUCGAGGUCGACGGCGCGUUCUUCGAUCCGAACGCGGCCCGGCACGUCUCCCGCCUCACGCACCCCGUUCUGCUCACGAUCACGCUCUUGCCCGCGACGCCUGGCGGACGCCCGCGCACGCCGAGCGGCGCGUCCGACCCGGUGAUCGUCCGUCGGCGGAUGGAGCUGCUGACGUCGGACAUGAUCACGCGCGCGCUCGUGCUCGUGUCGCGGAAGAACUACCCUCAAGCGCAGACGAUCCUCGGCGAGACGAAGCGCGUGCUGCACACCGUGCUCCAGAGCGUGACGCAGACGCUGCCCGCGCCGAGCGCGGGCUCGAUCCGGAACCGCCGCGAGAUCCUGACGCUGUCGUGCGUGAGGUGCAUACAGGCGAUGCUGCAGGACCUUCAGAUCCUCGCGGAGGCGCUCGAGGACAACGUCGACCUGUUCGGGCACGACCAGCGCAACUUUGGCGCGCAGCAGGCUAUGAUCCUUCGCGACCAGAAGGCGUGGAGUGGCCGCAGCGCGACCGAGCGGCUGUUCUGGACGAUCGACAACUCCAUCGAGCUCGUCGCGCGGAGCAACGACUGGGUCGCCCGCGAUUAA
Molecule: messenger RNA, 3171 nt
Organism: Punctularia strigosozonata HHB-11173 SS5
Lineage: Eukaryota; Fungi; Basidiomycota; Agaricomycetes; Corticiales; Punctulariaceae
Exons: 6
Coding region: 1-3171 (1056 amino acids)
Molecular function (GO): guanyl-nucleotide exchange factor activity
Source: RefSeq, a predicted model, not a curated record